GUGGACUCAGUGGUCUUCCUUUUGCUCAGCUGGCACGGCCGGACGAAAUGAUGACAAGUGCUGACAUGGAGAAACAAACAAUGAAGGCCUCGAAGCCUGCGAUGGAAAAGCGACGUCGUGCGAGAAUCAACGAGAGUUUGCAGCAGCUUAAGGCGCUGGUUCUGGAUGGGAUAAAUAAAAACAAUUCCCGCCAUUCUAAACUAGAGAAGGCGGACAUCUUGGAAAUGACUGUCCGCUACCUGAGGAACGUCCAGCGUGAGCAAGUCAAAGCUUCCUUUGAGACGGAUCCUUCUGUCAUGACCCAGUACCGGACAGGCUUCGCUGAAUGUAUGGGGGAGGUGUCUCGUUAUCUGGGCAGUGCAAUGGAGGAGAACCCGGAGGUGCGUGCGCGCCUCAUCGGUCACCUGGCUGGGCUGUGCACGAGUACCAAUCAGCAGCGGCAGCCGGCUAGGUAUGCCGGGGUAAGCAACGGCCAGAUGCAGUCCCCGGGGACCGGCCAGGUACAGCCGUCGUCGCCAACGUCCAAUCGGGGGCUUGUGGUCGUAAACGCUGCCAGCUCGACCGCGCCGAUCUCUGCAGCCGUCCGUCAUCACCAGACACCGCCGUUGCAGGUCUGCUUUCCGACUCCGCCGCUGUCCAGCGGUGGUCCGGUGUCGCACCAAGCGACCUUCAUGACCUCUCCGGCCGUGGAGGGGACCAGGACUGGGGGCGGUUCCCAGGUGCGCGGUCCGCAUGCACCUCAACUUCAAAGUCAGCGGCCGUCCCCGGUGAAGGGUGCCGGCGGCGACUCAUCCUCCGCGUCAAAACCCGAACUGUCAGGGUCAGAGGUCAAACUGCCUGUGAUGGCUGCCCAGAAUCUACCCAGAGAAUCAGCACCGCAAGCCGUGCAACCGGCGGCCAAUAUGAUCACUCUUAUCCUCCCCAGCCAGUCCCUUCCAGGCGGUCAAGUACCCACACAUCUCAUACCCGUCUACGCCCAAGAACCAGGGAAGGACGCGACUCCUUCCCUCGGCUUCUCCUUCGCCAGCUCCAACACCGUCGCCGCGACGACUUCACCCCGGGGCACAGACAGUGGCGAUACCAGCCCAAGGGCGUCGACCGCAUCCACGCCAACUCCCAAAGCUUCGCUCACAGCGCCCUCUACGGUCGCCACCGGCCAGCCGGCAGUGUGGACGGCCAUACCUCCGCCGGCUGCUCAGCUCGUCUCGCCGCAUGCGGGAGCUGUCGCACCAACCGCUCUGGCACCACCGUUUACCUUCUCCCUCCCCUUCAACGCCAAAGUCUCGCCGCCCGGGAUGGCCACGCAGGCUAAGCACCCAACAGAGCAGAUGCGCCAUCCCAUUCGAUUUCCAGGGGUGUUUGCUGUAAGCACCGAAGCCUCAGGGGACACUGAUCCAGUUUGGAGACCGUGGUAGAUGAAUUUGUGAAAAUUGUGUGUGAUGAGUAAUUUUGUUUUACACUCUGUUCUUCGAUACAUGUAUUAUUUUUUUUCACAUGUUCAAAAUAACAUUGUAUUAGGUUCUUGUUGACGUAUUUUACAAAAAAAUGCAGGUGAUGAAGAGUAAAGUUUGACUGUUUGUUAUUCACAAAUUUCAAGAGGCUUUGACAUUUAUUAUGCAAUGGGUUUACCUGUCGACCAUUCGUAACGCGCAUUGGGUCGACAGAUUUCGCACAUUGCGAUGGGCCAACGCGUUGCAAACUCUUGGAGGCGCGCUAUUGUGAAACGCCCGUGCUGAUCACGUAUACCAAUUUCAAAACCAAAAUGAAAUUCCAACAGUUCAGUUUAAAUGUUGGCCUUCGUUUUUUUGUCCUUGGUACUUGUGUUAGAAGUUUGUCACAAAUAGAAUGAUGGCGUGUCCAGCUGCUCGUUUGGAGUCACAUAACUUUCUGUUGGCAGGGUUUUAGGGGAGGGGCAUGGCACGUUGAACCCCGUUUUGCAUCUGACAAAACAGCAAAUUGGCGUGCUCGUGAUUCUGAUCGCCUGUUCAAUCAGAACUCUUGUGAUGCAUGUAUUUGUAAAUGUGGUCUGCCAUCUUGCUUGUCUGUUCAAGCGGCAAUACCAUUUUUUCACUUUGCAUAUUAAAUUAUGAUUAGUCUUCCAUUGGGAACAGUUUAGGAGCUAUUUUUGUUGUAUAUAUUUUGUGAUAUACUAAAAUCAGAUCGUAUUUUCCUACAAUGAUAAAGUUAUUUUGCAAUGGAUUGUUAUUUUUUAAAUCAGACCUAUUUCUGCCUGAAUUUUCGGGGGUAUUUAUUAAAGUAAUGAGAUGAGUCGGCAGAUUGGAGAAUCCAGCCUGCUCUUAUCCUUUUCUUAGUGUGUUUGAAAACACAAAGAAAAUUCAGAUUUAGUUGGAGUGCUCGUUUGUUGUGUGGACUAUAAUUUGUGUUUUGUGUGUUUUUCGUGAGGUGGUUAUGCAAAGCAUAAAAAUAAAGUGUUUCAAAAAGUACGUA
Messenger RNA from Acanthaster planci (crown-of-thorns starfish), 2448 nucleotides. RefSeq lists its product as uncharacterized. Lineage: Eukaryota; Metazoa; Echinodermata; Asteroidea; Valvatida; Acanthasteridae. Gene Ontology annotation, biological process: regulation of DNA-templated transcription. The record is from RefSeq and is a predicted model, not a curated record. Gene Ontology annotation, molecular function: DNA binding; protein dimerization activity.